Hemiscyllium ocellatum (epaulette shark) is the source of this 1768-nucleotide messenger RNA. It is a transcript of the gene ubxn11, whose product is annotated as UBX domain protein 11. The coding region runs from base 1 to 1758 and encodes 585 amino acids. The transcript is spliced from 17 exons. Gene Ontology annotation, molecular function: ubiquitin binding. The record is from RefSeq and is a predicted model, not a curated record. Gene Ontology annotation, biological process: proteasome-mediated ubiquitin-dependent protein catabolic process. NCBI's taxonomy places the organism in Eukaryota, Metazoa, Chordata, Chondrichthyes, Orectolobiformes, Hemiscylliidae.
AUGGUGCCAAGAAAAUUACGGAAAGUAUCAGUCCUCCUGCCAGAGCUGCAGGAUCAUCGCAAACAAGCAAUGUGUUUUGAAAAGGACUGCUACACAGAUGAUGAGGCUGCGCUGCUGAGUGAGAUCCUUCCUCCUUUGUCAUGGUCAAAUUCCUCAGCAGCUUCUACUUCGUCCCCAUCACAGAGGACAAAGGCAAAAGACUCAAGUAUCAGUGAUGCUGAGCUCAUGUCCACUAUGGUGAAACGGCUGACCGAUAUGGAACAGCGGGUCCGAAGCCAGGCACAGGAGAUCAGCAGGAAGAACCAGAAAAUUGCUGUGUUGGAAGAAAAGCUGAGUUUACUCCAGCUGUCCAAUGCUGAUAAACCCAAAAGAAAGCAGGAGUUGGAAAAAUUACAUCAGCUUCAGAAUCAAGUGUGGGAAAUGGAGAAAUUCCUGAGUGAUUAUGGGAUGAUUUGGGUUGGUUCAGAAAAGGAUGAGACCAGCAAUGUGUAUUUGAAGGAAGAGGAAGAGCCGCAGGAACUUCCCAAUCCCAGUGAGCUACCUUCACACCCAGAUGGCAGGCACCAUGAUCCUGUAACUGAGGAGAGCAGUGAGCAUCAGGUGCAGCAGUCUGAAGUGAACGACUCCAGUGAAAGUGGGUCACUGCCCACAAUACCUCAGUCAAGGCUUGCUUUGCCAUGCAGUGAGGCUCUGCCCCAUGAACCCUCAAGUGCCCUGGAGAAAGAUGUAAUCGCACUCCAGGAUGUUCAGGGUUCUGUCCAGACCUCUGAUUAUCACAGCCUGGAGGAGCCAGUUAUCAAAGGCAUUCAAAAGCUGGAACAUAACAUGAACAGUGUGAUCCAAGAGGUUUCAAGUGAUACAGCUUUGAAAUCUUUUCAAAUGGACUUUAAUUUGGUUGUAGAAAAUAUAAAAGAUUUGAAUAUUCUGGCUGGUGAAGGUGAAGCUAGGGUGGAACACACCACAGGCGGAGCUCGGCUAAAGAGACCAGACCCUGUACCACUCACACUCUUCAAGAAUGGAAUUGUGAUGUUUAAUGGUCCGUUCAGGUCAUACGAUGAACCUUCAACUCAGUAUUGCAUGCAAGAUAUCAUGGAUGGAUAUUUCCCAUCAGAACUGCAGAACAGGUACCCAGAAGGAGUUCCAAUUAAGGUGACCGACAGGAGAGAUUUGAUCUUCCGGGACAGACAGUUACAUGCAGAAUUCCCCGGCAUGGGACAAACGAUAGGUGGCACCUAUUGCCAGACCAAUCAGGAGAGAGGCCCAAAGCUGUCAGUGGAGCAGUUUCUGAACAAACUGCCUAAAACUAUCAUUCGGGCUGGGAAGGUGAUUGAUAUCAGAGGAGACAUCAAAGAUAUUCUUCAGGUCCCUUCCAAACCAGCCAAUGAAAAUACGAUUUUGAUUGAAACUCCAACACUAGCAAAACUAAGAGAGAGGUUGGCGUUCAGUGAGGAAAAUGACCGAGGAUUGAGAAAUAUCUCCACGCUCAGGAUCAAGUCGGAGGAUGGAGAGAAGAUGUACAUAGUUAAAAUGCUUUUCAGUGAGACAGUUGGGGCCCUUCGCUCUUACCUCAACCAGAACAGGGGAAAGCAACAGGCUGAUUAUGACAUUAUCAGCACCUUCCCUCAACAAGUCUACAGCGAUCAGUCCAAGACUCUGAAGGAGUACGGGCUCAUUCCAAAUGCCAUGCUCAUCCUCCGAGCCCGAAAACCCCAGCUCCUUGACCAAGAGAAGGGUGCACUCAGUCAGGAUGAGGAAUAAUCUCAAUAGA